Molecule: messenger RNA, 1300 nt
Organism: Neltuma alba
Lineage: Eukaryota; Viridiplantae; Streptophyta; Magnoliopsida; Fabales; Fabaceae
Product: probable polygalacturonase At3g15720
Exons: 7
Coding region: 1-1212 (403 amino acids)
Biological process (GO): carbohydrate metabolic process
Molecular function (GO): polygalacturonase activity
Source: RefSeq, a predicted model, not a curated record
AUGGAGGGCCUAAUUGCUAUCAUUUUUCUAUGCUUUGUUGCCUCGCCUUUCUUCCCUGAAACAAUAACAGCUCAACCUGGUCCUAUCUUCAAUGUGCUUGAUUUUGGUGCUGCAGGAGACGGCAAAACUGAUGAUUCCCAAGCUUUUCUCAAAGCAUGGACGAAUGUCUGUAACUCAACCCAAGGCAAGCCCUCGACCCUCUUAAUACCUGAAGGCAAAACCUUCAUGUUGCAACCUGUGCUUUUUCAGGGUCCUUGCAAGCCUUCAUCCAUUUAUUUCUGGAUUAAUGGGACCAUAAUUGCUCCUGCAAGUGUCAAUGCUUGGAAAUGGCCAGACGAUGAUAUGGACGCAUGGAUUCGAUUCUUAGAGGUAUAUAGACUUCAUGUGCGUGGAAAUGGUACUUUUGAUGGCCAAGGUGCUCCGUGGUGGGACUGUUUUGCCAAGAACCAAUGUCAAAGGCCGCAGGCUUUGAGUUUUCACAAGUGUGCUUCUUUGGAACUUGUGGGGUUUCGUGUGGUCAACAGUCCAGGUGGUCAUAUAAGCGUGGACGAUUGCCAGGGUUCCAAUAUAUCCAAUGUGCGCCUUGAUGCCCCUCAGGAUAGCCCUAACACUGACGGCAUUGAUAUAGCAAAUUCAUCCAACGUUGUUGUUGCACAUUCUUCCAUGCAACUUGGUGAUGAUUGCAUCGCCAUCGAUGGAGGUUCAUCCUUCAUCAACAUUACCGGUAUUUUUUGUGGGCCUGGUCACGGCAUAAGCAUUGGAAGCCUGGGAAAAGAUGGAAGUUAUGCCCAAGUGGAAGAGAUCCAUGUCCGAAACUGUACCUUCACAAGAACUUCAAAUGGAGCAAGAAUCAAGACAUGGAAGGGAGGAUCCGGGUUUGCCAGAAAGAUCACAUUUGAGGACAUGAUACUGGUAGAAGCUCAACACCCGGUGAUUAUCGACCAGAAUUAUAGAGCUUAUUCUCCGAAGGAUGACGACAACAAAGCAGUGAAGGUAAGCGACGUAACAUUUAGGAAUUUUCAAGGAACUGCGGCAAGUGAGAAUGCGAUCCAAUUAUUGUGCGACCGAGUCAUAGGAUGCACCAACAUUGUCUUGGAUCAAAUCCAUAUAACUUCUUCUGUUCCCGGAAAAACAGCAGAUGCGUCGUGCUUAAACGCUCAUGGCAAAAGCUCCCCAUCUAAUGUUCCUCAAGCUCAAUGCCUAUUGACCUGACCCUUCUUUUGCAGCUUCCAUAUUUGAAUGAUUUAAAAUACCUGGCUGAGCGGUUGCUUCAAAAUGUAUAAAUUGCCAUGUACUUCCU